This is a messenger RNA of Homalodisca vitripennis (glassy-winged sharpshooter), 1246 nucleotides long. RefSeq lists its product as uncharacterized. Gene Ontology annotation, cellular component: chitin-based extracellular matrix. Bases 20 to 703 code for a protein of 227 amino acids. The record is from RefSeq and is a predicted model, not a curated record. The transcript is spliced from 3 exons. Lineage: Eukaryota; Metazoa; Arthropoda; Insecta; Hemiptera; Cicadellidae. Gene Ontology annotation, molecular function: structural constituent of chitin-based larval cuticle.
CAAAUAGGUUUGGCCCAUAAUGAACACUAAGAGGAACAUACUCAUUAUAAAAUUAGAUGAAACCUCGGAUGUGUCAUCUCACGACAAAAUAAGUGGCCGUGUGAAGGCCGACUCCUACGUUGUUAAGAAGCCUUGCAAUCGUCUCUCUGUUGCCGAACUAGUAGCUGCUAUGUACUCACCGGUGUUCUGUAUUGUUCUAAUAAAUGGCCUAUCUCAACUCAACGCUUUUCCAUCUUCUACAUUACCAAGAUUGUCCGAUUCAAGCCCGAUCAAGAUAAAAUUGUUAUCACAAGACACUAUCUCUAAGACAUUGACUAACAGAAUUCGUCGUAAAGUGCCAGCGUCCUCAUAUUUUCUCAGCAAAGACACUCCUAUAUCAACAGGACAAUCUGGAGUACCUUCGGCAGCUCUUCCAUCGCCAUCAUUUUCGCAGUCCUAUAGACCUGGGGCCCCUAGCAGCCAGAGCGAUACUUACCGUCCUGAUGGAUCUUUCUCUUACAGCUAUAACACAGAUAACGGAAUAUCUACAAAUGUGAAGGGAUACCAGAAAAACGUUGCGGGUAACCAAGGACAAGCAAUGGAGGGACAAUAUUCUUACCCGUCACCAGAAGGAAGACCCAUACUUACUCUCUGGUACGCGGACGAGACAGGGUUCCAUGCUCAGGGUGCUCAUUUGCCCUUAUUCACCCUGCGUAAUGGAUAAGGACAUAGUGGAUCUUGAAAUAUACUGGACUUAAUUUAAUUGAUUAACUCUAAGAAUAAAAAAUAAAUCCAAAUUAUAUAUAUAUAUAUAUAUAUAUAUAUAUAUAUAUAUAUAUGAAUCUAAAUAUUGUGCUUUAUUUAACUAAUUUCUUAAUUAAGAUUAUGCAGUUAACGUAGGAUUAUAACCAUAUUACUACCCUAAAUAUUUAAAAUUUAUUAAUUAUUUUAGAAAAAUUAUACAUAUAUUUCGAGCUUCAAGUGUAUAUUAAAUAGUAUACAUUAUUUUUAAAUUUUAAUUAAAUAAUAACAAACACUGUGUAUGUUAGAUUGAAACAAAUUUUGUAAUUAACCAAUUAUAUAUGUAAUUUAGACCUUAAGUACAGAAAUAUUAGAAUUGUUCUCAUAUUUAUAUUACAUUAUUGGUGAUAAGUAAAUAUGUACACAUUAAUACGAUACAUAUUUUAUGGAAUAAAUUGCAUUUGUGAAUUUGCUGUAAUGCUCUGUUUUGUUGAAUACUUUAAUUAAACGUCUUGAUUCCAUAGUA